AUUGCUGUCAGCAUGCGCGGAUCUGCCUGCCUGUGUAAAUAAGAAAAAUGACUGCAACAGUUUGGAUUUUAAGAUGAAUUACAAGCAUUUUUUUUAAUCUAACUGAAGAAUUUUAAAGGCAGUGUGUGCGCAUACGCGCAGACUCUUUGCGCAUUUGUUGAACAUCUCGAAUUUUUUCAGAUUGGUUUCCUCUGUGGCGGUUUGUUGGGUGCAGCGCGCGUCUGUUUGGAGGUCCGUGACAUGAAAUUGUUUGGGAAGCCCUGCAGUGAGCCACCAUGUGGGCGUGUUUCUCUCGGCCCUGCACUCUCUGCUCUUGUGUGGAGUCCAGAGCAAAAAACGCACUUCUUCUGGCGCGAGCCGAGAGCGCAAAAGUAGCAGCUCCCCGACUCUGACGCGCACAACAUCGCCGGCUCUGGCGGGCCCCACGAGCGCAGCUUCACCGAGCGACGGAGUUCCAAACCAAGUGCUCCUCACCAUCAUCCAGCCAUGGACGCAUCUCGAUUCGUUAUGAUAUACCUGGGCGUCGUUUUGGUUUUCCUUGGGAAUAUACCGUGUUUCCAAUCUGCUGCCAUCAUCACCCCUUCUGCACAGAAGAGGAACAGGGAAGCCAGGAUCCCGCAUCAGGACGGACAAAGGUCAUCCAAAUUCUUCAGAGACAUCUUCCCGUCUUCUCACCCUAUCGCGGGACAUCCCAAAGAAGACCCAAAGGACGCUAUUGUUCCGCAUGAAUACAUGCUCUCCAUUUACAGGACGUACUCGGCUGCAGAGAAACUCGGACUAAACGCGAGUUUUUUCCGUUCAUCCAAAUCCGCAAACACCAUAACAAGUUUCGUGGACAGAGGAACAGACAAUCUUUUGCACUCUCCUCUGCGAAGACAAAAGUAUCUGUUUGAUGUCUCAACCCUUUCAGAGAAAGAGGAGCUGGUCGGGGCAGAAUUAAGGAUAUUUAGGAGAGCGCCGGGUGGUUUGCAAACUUCCCUGCAGAGGACGGGUCUCUACAACAUCCAGCUCUACCCCUGCGGCUCUAACCGGCUGCUGGCCUCUCGGUCUCUGGACCCGCUGGACUCCACCAAGUCUGGCUGGGAAGUUCUGGACGUUUGGGAGAUGUUUAAAGUGCAUCCUCCUCGUCAGCAGCAUCAUCAGCACCAGCAGCUCUGCUUCCAGCUCAGGGUCACGCUCAGUAAAUCAGACACUGAGGUGGACCUGCGGCAGCUAGGGCUGGACAAGAGUGGCCGCAGCCAGCAGGAUAAGGCCAUCCUGGUGGCCUACACUCGCUCCAAGAAGAGGGAAAACCUCUUCAAUGAGAUGAAAGAAAAGAUCAAGUCGCAGAGAACUGUUGAUGAGAAGGAGGGGAAAGCUGCGGAGGAGGUUUCUUUGCCCAAAAGGGGGGUCAGAGGAGAGGGUCCCCGGCGGCGGAGGAGGACGGCGCUCACCAACCGUCACGGGAAACGGCACGGCAAGAAAUCUAAGACCAGGUGCAGCAAAAAGGCCCUGCACGUGAACUUCAAAGAGCUGGGCUGGGACGACUGGAUCAUCGCACCCCUGGAUUAUGAGGCCUACCACUGUGAGGGGGUGUGUGACUUCCCCCUGAGGUCGCACCUGGAGCCGACCAACCACGCCAUCAUACAGACGCUUAUGAACUCCAUGGACCCCAGCAGCACCCCGCCCAGCUGCUGCGUCCCCACCAAGCUCAGCCCCAUCAGCAUUCUCUACAUAGACUCGGGCAACAACGUGGUGUACAAACAGUACGAGGACAUGGUGGUGGAGCAGUGCGGGUGCAGGUAGCGCCAACAAGGACGCGCCGAAUCGAAGGUCCUGAACAUAUAAAGUCGUCACGGGUUUGAAAUGCAGUCACGCCUGGUCUUCUGUUUCUUCUUGAAAGGGACGCACACAUAAGGCACCAUCCUCUAUUUAUUUAGACUCAUGACCAUCAGUCCUUGCCUUAAAGUGUUCAUCACACCAUCCCUCCUUUCAGACAGGCUUUUAUUUCCCAGAGAGCUCGGUGGGUUCAGGCUCUGCAGCACCUGUUUGUGCCGGGGCCAGUGGGCCGCGGCCCUGCCUGUCAGCAGCUCUUUGUUGCAGCUCCUCUGUGCGAUCUCACCCACCGGCCCCCCAACUCUUUUGGGUAUGUGCAUCCAGGCCGCGCAAUGGCCGCUGUCCAGCUGGAGUCAUUACAGGCCCGAGCAAGUGCCUGCUUUCCAAAAAAACACCACAACAAAAGGGGUGAAUGUCUGACCACAGACUGAUCCGAAAGGAGGAAGAUGGUGGUGGUUUUAAGCCUUCAAGAGAUUUUUUCUUUUUUUUUUGCCUUACCGGAGACCAGCUGAGGGCCCCCUGAGAGAGGACGCAGAGUCCCACUGGUGCCUGUCCCGCACGGGCCCUGUUGUUGAAGAAAAGAACGAAAGCACAGAUAACAGAGUCAUCUUUACGAAAUGCACUUCCACACCUGACUGCGCCACGGUCGCAGCGAGAGUUUGUCUUCUCUGAUGACGAAAAAUCUAAAAGAAAGAAAGAAAAAGACUCGCAAACGAGACAAUAUUUAAAAUGCACAUUAGCUUCCAAUGCACUGCUGUUUAUUAUUAUUGUUGAUCUGUAAAUUUUUGUACAGUGGAAAAAGUUACAAAGUGCAACGAAUGAAGAAAUGGACAAACCGCAUUUCUUUGUAAAUAUUCCAAACUGCACUCAAAUCGGUAUAAUUUCUAUUCUAUAAUUAUUUUAUUAUUUGUGAUGUACAGAGUCUCAUGAUAAUCAUAUAUUUCUUACUUUGAUAAGAGUAAUUUAAGGAGUCUCUUUGAUAUUUGGCAGAAGGUGGAAAAUACCAUUAAUGUCUACCUCAUUGUUGCAUAUAGGAUCUGAGUUUGAGGUGCAUUCAGUUAGAGUGUAAAGAGCUUUUACAAUGUUAUAUAAGAUCAUUUAUAUACAUAUAUUACUGGAUAAUAUUCCCCACCAUUACUGUAUAAAUAAAAUUAAAAUGAAAGUCUGACAGAUUUGUAUGUAUUAACAUUUCAAUUUGAUUUUUUCUGGG
Molecule: messenger RNA, 3025 nt
Organism: Oryzias melastigma (Indian medaka)
Lineage: Eukaryota; Metazoa; Chordata; Actinopteri; Beloniformes; Adrianichthyidae
Gene: gdf6a
Product: growth differentiation factor 6a
Exons: 2
Coding region: 487-1785 (432 amino acids)
Biological process (GO): SMAD protein signal transduction; BMP signaling pathway
Cellular component (GO): extracellular region
Molecular function (GO): growth factor activity; cytokine activity
Source: RefSeq, a predicted model, not a curated record